AUGAAUGGAGGCGGCGAGAAUAAUCAUGUUUUUCCAUGGGAGACUAAUGAUGUUUGGUCGUACCUGAACUUGAAUGACAAUCAAAUUGGGAGUGGAGUGACGUUUGAGGGUGACAAGUUGCCAGAUCCAACUAGAUCUGAUACUUAUCAGCCGCUGACAGUUGUUAAUGAGGUGAUUGAAGCGAGUACCAAUGUUGGUAAGAAGAGAAGUCCACCCAACCGAAAAAAGAACGGUAAGAGAAUUGCUGAAUUAAAUUCUGGUGCUGAUGAAACCGGAGAUAGAGGAGGAUUAGAGCAUGAGAUACACAUAUGGACGGCGAGAGAAAGGACAAAGAAAAUUGGAAUCUUGUUCGAGACUCUCCGUGCUUCGAUUCCUAAUCUCCCUGCUAAGGCUGAUAAGUCUACCAUUGUUGAGAAAGCAGUGAACUACAUCCUAAAACUGCAGAAUACUUUUGAGAAGCUUGAACAGGAAAAACUAGAAAGGCUUCAAGAACAUAGCAUAAGGUUGAUGAGUUCACAGAAAUUCACAAAUGCUGGUAAUAGUUGGGAGAAAUAUCUGGGUGAUCAAGGAUCAACACGUAAUUCAUCCGCUAUUACACCAACAACUCAUGGUGCUAGUCCCCUUAUGGUGAAUAAUAACAUUCCAACAGGUUUUAUGACAUGGAGUUCACCAAACGUGAUACUAAAUGUUUGUGGUGAAGAUGCACAUAUUAGUGUGUGUUCUCCGAAGAAGUCAGGGCUAUUCACAUUCAUUUGUUAUGUUUUGGGGAAACAUAAGAUUGAGAUUGUGUGUGCUCAAGUUUCAUCUGAUCAAUUCAGAAGCAUGUUCAUGAUCCAAGCUCAUGCUAAAGGUGGAACUGGCAUAGCUCAAUUCUCCGAAGCAUCCACAGUGGAAGAAAUGUACAAGCAAGCUGUAAUUGAGAUAAUGUCAUUUGCAACCCCCAAAUGA
Solanum tuberosum (potato) is the source of this 948-nucleotide messenger RNA. Its product is annotated as transcription factor bHLH95-like. The transcript is spliced from 3 exons. Bases 1 to 948 code for a protein of 315 amino acids. Gene Ontology annotation, biological process: endosperm development; regulation of DNA-templated transcription. Gene Ontology annotation, molecular function: DNA-binding transcription factor activity; protein dimerization activity. The record is from RefSeq and is a predicted model, not a curated record. Lineage: Eukaryota; Viridiplantae; Streptophyta; Magnoliopsida; Solanales; Solanaceae.